Pseudocercospora fijiensis CIRAD86 is the source of this 972-nucleotide messenger RNA. RefSeq lists its product as uncharacterized. NCBI's taxonomy places the organism in Eukaryota, Fungi, Ascomycota, Dothideomycetes, Mycosphaerellales, Mycosphaerellaceae. The coding region runs from base 43 to 624 and encodes 193 amino acids. The transcript has 2 exons. The record is from RefSeq and is a predicted model, not a curated record.
CACAAGAGCACGUUUUAUAAGGAUUAUGAUCCGGGCAGCAGCAUGUCUCUCGACCAUCUCACGUCUACCGGCAAGACUGCGAAGCCCGGUAAAUAUGAGGAUACAGGACACAGAAAGUCCUCCGCCGCCCCUCCGGCCGGACUCUUCUUCUCGCCCACUGCCCAACAAGGACAACGGCAUAGCAGUUUUGCCAUGGACGGAAAUCGCGAAUCAACAUAUCUGCCUGCAGGAUACUAUGCGUCUCCUACAAGCGAGAUUGCUGGUGGCAGGAACAGUACCGUGAUCGGAGGAUCGUUGGCGCCUUACGCCCGUAAUAGUGUUAUUUCGCCUUCGCCGCCUGGGUCGCCGAACUUGCCUAAUUCGAGAUCGACUUCGAACUUCUACGGAGGUGGAGUCUACUCGUCGAGAGAUGGAAUCAGGAAUAGUUCGAGAGAAGGAUUGAAAGCGCCGCCCAGUAGAGAUGGCCACGCACCCUCCCGACACAGCAAUCUCUAUCCUCAACCUAGCAGCUCAAGUCUAGCCGUUGGAGACAGCACAAGCGAUCUACCCGGACAACGAGCUCCCAGUCAAAUUCUGGACGAAAUGUUCGAUAAUCAUGGAAAUGGCCCCAGGGAGAGAUUUUGAUGCGUCGAAUAGCUCUUCUGGCGCCCCGAGCAUAUACGAAUGAAUCCCAGGCGGUGCCAAAUUAUGCUUGCAUGAUGGUCAGGACACAUUAUGAAGGGUUUGUUUUGCGUUCAACAGGAGCAUUAAUGGAGUUGAGCGAUUAAUGAUUACUUUUGUGUAAGUCUGGCGGGUAUGCAUGCAUGCGCAAAAAACAAAAUUCUUUAUCGUUUGAGAGGAGAGGAAUGAAUGCGAAAGCAGAGAGAACUCGACAGUUGAGGCAUGCAUAGUAUUGUUGUUACUUUUCAGCCUUCUGGUCUCAUGAGAGCUUGAGAUGGAAGGAUGGAUGGACAAAUAUCAAUUUUCGAUUAU